This is a messenger RNA of Saccostrea echinata, 1233 nucleotides long. RefSeq lists its product as uncharacterized. The transcript has 9 exons. Lineage: Eukaryota; Metazoa; Mollusca; Bivalvia; Ostreida; Ostreidae. Gene Ontology annotation, molecular function: metal ion binding. Gene Ontology annotation, biological process: superoxide metabolic process. Bases 45 to 1127 code for a protein of 360 amino acids. The record is from RefSeq and is a predicted model, not a curated record.
AUGUUCCCCGUCUGUAGUUCUGAUCAGUACGGGCAAUAGGAACAAUGCAAGCCUUAACGAUCCUCGUGGUGGUCUCUCUGGCCUAUUUGGUGGCUGGACGUCCCUUUCAAACUGAAAUCUCCCACCUUCAAGACGAAGUCCAGUUUCUGAGAUCCAACCUCUCUGCUCUCUGGGAAAUUGUUCACGAACAUGACCAGCUUCACGGCAUUGUCCGCCCACCAAGGCCGUACAGAAGUGUUGUCAGGGAAACCAGGAACCACAGAGUACACCUGCACUUCCACUUGGACAUCCCAGGUUCUCAUCCGGGUCAGGAAGACGAUUGUCACAAUGAAUUGAAUCCAGUUGCAAGUGUUACCAGGGAAACCAGGGAACACCGAGUCAAUAUGGACUUUUAUAUGAAUAUCCCCGAUCAUCCUGCCAGUGACCCAGUGAGAAGUGUCGAGAGAGAAACAGAGGAACACCAUGUUAACAUGGACUUCUUUUUGGACAUCCCCUAUCAUACCCCUCCACAUGAUUAUGUUGUCACUAGUUCCGAUUCAGAUCACGAUGUUUGUCCGAUGAGAAGUGUUGUCAUGGAAACCACACACCACAUGGUCAGCAUGGACUUCUUCUUAGACGUCCCUGAUCACCCUUCUGAAGAUGAGGAUCGUCAUGUAGCAACCACUGAGGAUCAGGAAUUGCACUAUGCCCACUGUCAGAUGGAACCUAACCCAAAUCAGCUGGCCAGUCUGCACCACCAUGUUCAUGGAAGUAUUGAGAUGUCACAAAGAGGCACAGGAGAUUUAACCAUGUACUUCCAUCUUACUGGAUUUAAUGUAAGUGAUGAUUUCGAAGACCAUAAUCACGGACUCCAGAUCCACGAGUAUGGAGAUAUGGAGCAUGGCUGUGACACCAUAGGAGAACUUUACCACGGCGAGCAUGUCCAAGGUCACGCCAAUCCUGGUGACCUGGGAGAUCUCCAUGAUGACGAUCGAGGAACCGUGACGGCCACUCGAUCCUUUGAUUGGCUCCGUAUCGACGAGGAUGAUGGAAUUCUGGGACGUUCCCUGGCAAUUCUUCAGGGAGACCACACGAGCCAUACAUCUAUCAUCGCUUGUUGUGUCAUUGGUCGUUCACAUGCCCACUGAAGUUUGCAUCUUUAAGUUGUCGAUUCCUUAAAGAAAACUUUCAAAAAAAUGUACCUGCAUAACAUAUUUUUCUGAAUUUCUUUUCAAAUAAACAUCAUUGAAGUCA